UUUCCAUGAUUUUAUGUAUAGAUGGUGGUUAUGAAUGGAUGUGGUUCGGUUAUAGAAACAAUUGCAUUUGCCAUCUGUGAUGCAGGAGACGCAUUUAUGACACCAAGUCCAUACUAUGGGGGCAUAAUGCAAGACUCAAUUCUCAGAGCUAAAGUCAACAUCCAUCCAGUCCAUCUCCACUCAGAGAUAAAAGAAAAUGAAACAAAACCAUAUCAACUAACAGUUGAAAAACUUGAGAAAAGUUUAGAAGAAGCAAAAGCAAAGGGGAUAAAUAUCUGUGGACUGUUUCUCGUGAAUCCUCAUAACCCGCUAGGUGAAAUAUAUUCAACCGAGUUGAUCAAAGAUUGUCUCCAGUUUUGUCAUAAGCAUUCUAUCCAUAUAAUAUUUGAUGAAAUAUACCUGACGAGUGUGUUUAAAGAAGGUGUCCAGCCUACUAGCAUCCUUCAAUUCAAACCAGAAGAUAUUCCAGACCCUGAGAGAACCCAUCUGAUAUGGGGCUUUAGUAAGGACUUCGCCAUGUCUGGAAUGCGUGCGGGUAUGUAUUAUGGGUUUUCCGAUGUCGUUCGUCAGCAGGUUAUGAAUCAGUGUCGCUUCACAGAGAUUCCUGGAUUUAUUCAGACGAUGUUGUCCAAAAUGCUGAAAGACAAAGAUUGGUUAGAUGAUGUCUACUAUGCCAAUAACAGGAAGAGAUUACGAGAAAGUUACGAAUUGGUGACCAGAGAGCUAACGUCCAUAGGAGUGCCCUACCUAGAAGCAUCAUCCAGUCUUUACCUCUAUGCUGAUUUCAGAAAA
This is a messenger RNA of Anneissia japonica, 792 nucleotides long. Its product is annotated as 1-aminocyclopropane-1-carboxylate synthase-like protein 1. Lineage: Eukaryota; Metazoa; Echinodermata; Crinoidea; Comatulida; Comatulidae. Gene Ontology annotation, molecular function: pyridoxal phosphate binding; transaminase activity. Gene Ontology annotation, biological process: biosynthetic process; amino acid metabolic process. The record is from RefSeq and is a predicted model, not a curated record.